GCUGCAGCUCUUCUCUCAUUCUCACGCUGAACACGCAGCUCGAGCUGCAGUGACAGCGCGUCACGUGACUGCUGCUCCACAGUGUGAGUCCAACAGACGACAGAUCACACACUCACACAGAGCGACAGAGGAAGAAACACACACAGACUCACACACACUCACUCACACACAGUGAGAAGAGAAACAAGCUGAACUUUGAGGGGAAAAGCUCGAAGAUGCCUCUCCGGGAAGAACUGUUGAAAUCCAUAUGGCACGCGUUCACAGCUCUGGAUGUGGAUCAGAGUGGGAAGGUGUCCAAAUCUCAGCUCAAGGUUUUAUCUCAUAACUUAUGCACAGUGAUGAAGAUCCCACACGACCCCGUGGCUCUGGAGGAGCACUUUAAAGACGACGACGAGGGUCCGGUCUCCAACCAGGGAUACAUGCCGUACCUGAACAAGUUCAUCCUGGAUAAGGUGACUGAUAACUUCGACCGUCAGGACUUCAACAAGAUGUGCUGGACGCUGUGCUCCAGGAAAAACCUGGACCAGAGCCAGCUGUUCAUCUCCAACGACGACGCCUUCAAGGUCUGGUGCAUCUUCAACUUCCUGUCCGAGGACAGAUACCCGCUGACCAUCGUCACAGAGGAGAUUGAAUACUUCCUGCGUAAGCUGACGGAGGCGAUGGGGGGCAGCUGGGUGGAGGAGCGUUUUGAAGACUACAAGCUGCAGCUGAACUCCAAGCAGCAGAGUCUGAACGCCUGGGACUUCAUCAGGCUGGUGGGGUCGGGGCACUUCAGCAAAGGCAUGGACCGCCAGACGCUCUCCAUGGGCAUCAACGAGGUCUUCCAGGAGCUCAUUCUGGACGUGCUCAAACAGGGCUACAUGAUGAAGAAAGGUCACAAGAGGAAGAACUGGACGGAGCGCUGGUUCAUGCUGAAGCCGAACACCAUCUCGUACUACGUCAGCGAGGACCUGGCAGAGAAGAAGGGAGACAUUCUACUGGAUGGAAACUGUCUCGUGGAGCCUCUUCAUGAUAAGGAGGGAAAGAAGUGUCUUUUCAUCAUCAAGUCCUCGUACAAAAGUUUUGAAAUCAGCGCGUCAGACAAGAAGAAGAAGCAGGAGUGGAUCCAGGCCAUUCAGACCUGUGUGAGCCUCCUGCGUCAGGGCCGGCCCGCUCCGCACCACGAGGCUCGACAGAAGCGCCGGGACCUGCGGCUGAAGCAGCAGGCGGAGCAGGAGGAGCUGGAGCUGAGGAUGAGGGAGCUGCAGACGGCCAACGAGGUCAAACAACAAGAGCUGGAGAACAUGAGGAAGGCUCUGGAGGACGCUGCAGCUAACGCAGCAGAAGAGGAAAGAAGACGUCUUCAGACCCAAACUGAACUCCAAGACCGUUACAAAAUGGACCUCGAGAGGGAGAAAAUGGUUCGUCAGCAGAUGGAGGAGCAGGUGGCGCAGAAGUCCACUGAGCUGGAGCAGUACCUGCUGCGGGUCCGAGAGCUGGAGGACAUGUACAGUCAGCUGGAGGACGCUCUGGAGAACGAGAGGCACGCCAGACAGGAUGAAGAGGCCGUCCGCAGGCUGCAGGCACGGUUACUGGAGGAGGAAUCUGCAAAGAGGGCAGAGUUGGAGCAGAUCCACCUGAAGCAGCAGCGCGCCAUCUCAGAGACGGAGGCGGAGAAACAGGAGCUGGAGAAGGAACGUCUGGCAAAGGAGAGCGCUCUGCAGGCUGCCAUGAAACAACUGGAACAGCUGGAGCAAGAGAGGCAGGGGGCGCUGGAGCAGUACCAGACGGUGAUACAGAAGCUGACAGUCGCAACCAACAACACAAAGACCUGGAAGCACAAGGUGGCUGAACAUGAGGGCAUGUUGAGGCAAAUUCAACCAGGCUCAAAGGGACCGCAGAUGAUCACCAACUGGGGCCCGGCAGCCUUUUCCGACGGGGAGCUCAAUCUGAGGGAGAAGAAAUGGCAGGAGAUGAAGAGCCAGGGCCAGUAGAGCUCCCUGUGAGCCCUGAAUCAUGAACAUGUGAGCAACUUAGAGGAGAAGACAAGAGAGGCCUGCGUGGAUGAACUGGUUUUCAGUGGAACUCAAGUGCCACGUCUAUCACCUUUAUGCCUUUAGAGGUGCCAAUUAGGAACCAGUGUCCAGACUCAGUCAGUGUUUCACAUCAUGAGGAGAUAUCUCACUAGCUGUAGCAAGGUUCAGAUGAAAAUACUAAGUGAAGAAAUAAUAGGGCUGUGUUGUCAACAUUUUUGUUUUCCUUUGUGUAUUAAUUUUUCUUGAUUAACUGAGCAGUUAAAGAAGGAGGGUGAGUGAUGUUCAUCCAAUGAUAGGGGAUGUUUCUUUUCAAAGAGAGCUCACUGGAUUCAAUAAUAUUCAACUUUAACAUCACAGUACAUUAAAGUCAUUCUGGGCUGCAGAGCGGGAACUUUCACUCUCUGGUGGUUAAACUAUCAGUUUGUGGAUCAAAGUUCAGCAGCCCGGAGUUUGACAUUUUGGCUGUCACUUCUUCAAAGGUUGCUAUGAAGGCAGUACUAAACCACAAGGUGGCCGCACCCUGAAGCAAACCCUGUUCUAUCCUGUAUUUUUACUCCUAAGUGGUGAGACAAUUAUUGAGGAAGACCUAAAGCCUGUGAUUAAGACCAUAACUUUAACAGUGAUUAUUAACUGAGGUGAUAAAUCAAGUGAGAUUCAGGGUCAGUUACUCAACUGCAGCCUGUUGCACCAGCUGUGUGUUACCUCAAACGUAGCCUAGCUUGAACCUAAUUUCUAAUUUAGGAUGGAGUUUACACUCUGCUAACGUUUAAUGGUUGCACCAGCUGAGAUAAUUCCAACGUUAGCAUAAGUUACAUCUUCUGGGUCGGUGUAAAGUCCUCCAUUAAAGACCAGGUUUUGAUGGAGCUCUGUUUCCAAUUUGAAUGAUGAGGAGAAGCAGCUCUGAUGUGUCGACAACACGCUCUCCUCAUGAGAUUACAAUAAACAAAAACGUAUGACUCUGAUCUUAACUCGCACUUUUGUUCCCUAAGAGCCGAGAUAAUAACGUGCAUCUGCACAACAUUAGAGUGCCGUUAUAUUAAUGUACCGUAUGUUGUAGUUCACGAUUUCACCACUAGAUGUCACUGUUGUUAUUCUACACUAGAGAUUAAUUAUCAUCAUAUCAAUAUGAUUUGUCAAAUUUCACCUCUAUGUUGCUGUUUGUCGAUUAACGGGGCAGUUUUAUGAUUAGCUGUUAGCUUGUUUAGAGGCAAUGUGGCGAACAGGAGUUAGCACUUAAACACCCUACUUAGAAAAAGCUGUUCACUGAUUGGCCAAGACGAAAGAAAACGUCAUAUCUGAGAUAAUAUUUUGAUUAGUUUAGUUGUGCGGUCAUCUAGUUAAGACAAACUUUACCUCUCCGUGGUGAACUACAUAACUUAAAUUACAAACUAACUAGUUUAAACAUAUGGUUUAGUGAGGACUUUAGACCCUAAAGGUGCAUUUCGACCAAGAGUUCCUGGGUCUUUUAGCCCCCAGAACUACUCUUCCCGGAGCUAAAAGGUUCCUGUUCCCCCAUUGUUGCGUGCAUUUCGACCACAGGCUGAAGUCCCGGGUAGAUUGUGCAAAUCAGGCCAGUGACGUAUGGAGAAAAAAAAUAAGUAAAUGCACUACACCACCAGACCAGUAGAGGGCAGUAAAACAAAGACGAAUGCCAUGCAUCACAGACGACACAUAGAAGCAGAUGGAAAGGCAGGUAUCAUUAUGAGCAAGCGCGAGUAGCAAAGACGUUUCAACACGGCUUUAAAAUCCUUUUGAACUCAAAAAGCCUUGGCAGAGAUCGGCCGGUGUUUUGGUUUAAACAGCGACCCUGUUAACUGGAGACUCUCAGCCGGAUGCAUCCCUCAUAAACGUCUUUAGACGAUCAUUAAAUAUCUGAUGAGGAUCUUUUGAAUUCUUAAUAAAAACUAAACUAGUUUGCAUUCCCAGGAACUCCCUCUGUGUUUCAACAGCUGUGUAAACUCCACAAACAGUGACACGUUCAGCUGAAGGUCUCCAGUUUACAGGGUCACUUUUAAAACCAUAACACCGGGAGAGAAGCAGGAUAAAGUCCCUCCGGUCGAAAAACGCUAUAACUUAGGACUCAACUUAUGUAGCGCUGGUGCAACAGGCUGCUGGUUUCAUUCAUUUGCACGUCUCAUUGGAACCAGUGGCGUCGCCCCCUGCUGGCCAUUAAAGGAAAUGUAGGUGUAUGGUAAUUGGCUUUCAAAGCUUACAUUAAAACUAUUAAAUCUGUACAUUAUGUGCAGCUUAGUAAUAAAUGAACCCGUGUACAUGUAUAGCUUCUAUUCAGCUCUUUCACUGUGUGAAUUUUAUCUCUGAAAAGCACUACUCUCCACAUCCAGGCUGUUGUAAAGUUAAGAGUUGGUGAAGUGAUUAUUCUUUCCUGUGACUGUUUUCCUCUUCACUCACUGGAACCGUUCAUAUAAAGUAGGUGAGGGACUUUUGUACAUAUUCUAACCUUUUGUGUUUGGUCACAGUGUUUUGUCGUCCUUGCUAAAGUGAAGCUGAGGAUGACGUGUUUAAUGUAAGUCAAUAUUUAACAAAGCUGUCUGUAUGAGAUAAAAACUACACCCAGAAAAUUCAAAUACUCUGUUUGAUUCAUUUAAUCUUUUAUCAGUCUUAUUAUUUCCAGUUUGUCUGGACUCGGUUUAUCUUUUAUUUCCUUCCUGUAACACACCGUCUAUCGGGCAUUUGGUUUAAAUCUCACAAACAACAACAACAAAUAAACUAACUGCAGAACAUUUGUGCUGUGUUGUCCUAUAACCAUCGGUGCCUUUGUACUGUAGUGAGUGAAGUGUGAUUUCUAUGUGAUGAUUUUAUAAAUAUGUAAAAAGCUGAAGACUGAACGAUGUAAUAAAACAUGUCUCAAACAA
Messenger RNA from Notolabrus celidotus (New Zealand spotty), 4888 nucleotides. RefSeq names its product switching B cell complex subunit SWAP70b (gene swap70b). NCBI's taxonomy places the organism in Eukaryota, Metazoa, Chordata, Actinopteri, Labriformes, Labridae. The record is from RefSeq and is a predicted model, not a curated record. Gene Ontology annotation, cellular component: nucleus; cytoplasm. The coding region runs from base 216 to 1973 and encodes 585 amino acids. The transcript is spliced from 12 exons.